This is a messenger RNA of Aspergillus versicolor CBS 583.65, 1545 nucleotides long. RefSeq lists its product as uncharacterized. Gene Ontology annotation, cellular component: chromatin. Gene Ontology annotation, biological process: regulation of transcription by RNA polymerase II. Gene Ontology annotation, molecular function: RNA polymerase II cis-regulatory region sequence-specific DNA binding; DNA-binding transcription factor activity, RNA polymerase II-specific. Lineage: Eukaryota; Fungi; Ascomycota; Eurotiomycetes; Eurotiales; Aspergillaceae. The record is from RefSeq and is a predicted model, not a curated record. The transcript is spliced from 2 exons. The coding region runs from base 1 to 1545 and encodes 514 amino acids.
AUGGAUCCUAGAAAUCAUCCUUCCCGGCCCCCAUCGACCAGUUUACCUCAGGGAUCCACGCCUCUAUCAUCCGCGCCCAUCUCGAGCAUGCCGAUGCCUCAAUACACGAUGCAGCCUCAGUAUCCGGUUUCUCAGCCGCACACCCUGCCCCCUCUCCAGCCGCAUCACAGUCAAUCGCCGGCUCCCCACUCCUACAUGGGUCAGCCACCAUACCGCCCUGAUAUGAACAGGUACCCGGCGUCAAGCCAUGAUGUGUACGCGUCGUCUGCUGCGCCGAUAAUGCCUCACACCAGUGUGGGUAGCCUGCCUCCCACGUCUUUCCUCUCCCACCCAAACCCGCAGGCACAGCAGCCGUCGCAACACUACCCCCCCCCUCACAGUGUGCUCCCACCUGCAUCGAGUGCUCAGACGUAUCCGCAGCCAAUUGCGCCGGCGCCUCCCCGGGAUCGCCGUGCUGAUUUCAAUGGCGUUCCAUCUGGUGCAUUCAGCUUCAAUGAUGGAAAGCCUCAACAUUGGAUGGGCGCGGACCCAGUCGCCGCCAAUGGUGCUGCCUACCCUGGAAAAGAGUCCCCUCGAACUCAGGUCGUUGGGUCCCAGGGCCGACGCGGUAUUCUCCCAAGUGUGCCUGGUCGCGCGACUCCGGUUACCAAUGGUGUCAAUGGCACAGCCAAGAACACUACGAUUCCAGCCAAGGAUGCAGACGGGAAAUUCCCCUGCCCGCAUUGUAACAAGACCUACCUUCACGCCAAACAUCUGAAGCGUCAUUUGCUGCGCCACACUGGAGACCGCCCAUACAUGUGUGUUCUUUGCAAGGACACAUUCUCUCGCAGUGAUAUCUUGAAACGCCACUUCCAAAAGUGCUCAAUUAGACGUGGUAACCCCACCGGAGCAACUCACUUGUCGCACCCCAACGCGCAUGUCAAGAGGUCACAACAGCAAGCUGCGGCAAAUCCUGCAAAACCUGUCCAGGAUGAAGUCAGUAGUAAUGUCCCGCCUCCCAAUGGCAUCCCGGGUACGACUUACGGCGAGGGAGCCGUAAACGGCAAUGGAUUGGCUCCUGCCCGACCUGGGUACGCAGAUCACCAGACUAUGGGCUUCCCAAUGUCAUCUGUCAAUGGGAUGGGCCGUGGUCAGCAUGAAGACGCGUUUCCCGGUGGUCGUCCGCAUCAAGGAGCCCCCUGGCCAGCAGCUCCCAAGCAGAGCCCGUAUCUCGUGCAGCCGGGUGCUGACCCCUCUGGUCACCAGUUGAAUAUUGACCGUACUCCCCUUGAGCAGGUAAAACAACCGGUUGUUCACGAACAUAAGCGCCCUGUGAUGCCUGGACAUCCCGGCCACGAGCUCGACUGGACCACCAUGUUCCAACCCGGUGCCCCCGAAGGUUACAUGAACCCCGUUUUCUCCCAGUCUAUGCCUGGGGGCCAAGAACCUAUCCACGCUCAUGUUGAUGCCGAGCGCAAGUACUAUCCCACUACCACCGCCGGUGCCCAGGAGGGUGGAAUGAAUGGCCUGUACAUGGCUUCGACUAUGGGUGGUGACGGUAAGUAG